GGAUCCGGCGGCGGUGCUCCUCGGCGCUCCCAGCCUCGCUGCCUGCCGGGGCGGUGGAAGGGCGCGGCGCCCCGAGGGCGCGAUGGCUGCUCCUGUCCCGUGGGCCUGCUGUGCUGUGCUUGCUGCUGCUGCUGCAGUUGUCUACACCCAGAGACACAGUUCACAGGAGGCGCCUCAUGUUCAGUACGAGCGCCUGGGCUCGGACGUGACGCUGCCAUGUGGGACAGCAAACUGGGAUGCGGCUGUGACAUGGCGGGUGAAUGGGACAGAUCUGGCCCCCGACCUGCUCAAUGGCUCUCAGCUGGUGCUCCGUGGCCUGGAGCUGGGCCACAGCGGCCUCUACGCCUGCUUUCACCGUGACUCCUGGCACCUGCACCACCAGGUCCUGCUACAUGUGGGCUUGCCGCCGCGGGAGCCCGUACUCAGCUGCCGCUCCAACACUUACCCCAAGGGCUUCUACUGCAGCUGGCAUCUGCCCGCCCCCACCUACAUCCCCAACACCUUCAAUGUGACCGUGCUGCACGGCUCCAAGAUUAUGGUCUGCGAGAAGGACCCGGCCCUCAAGAACCGCUGCCACAUCCGCUACAUGCACCUGUUCUCCACCAUCAAGUACAAGGUCUCCAUCAGUGUCAGCAAUGCCCUGGGUCACAACGCCACCGCCAUCACCUUCGAUGAGUUCACCAUCGUGAAGCCUGACCCUCCAGAAAAUGUGGUGGCCCGGCCAGUGCCCAGCAGCCCCCGCCGCCUGGAGGUGACGUGGCAGACGCCCUCCACGUGGCCUGACCCUGAGUCCUUCCCUCUCAAGUUCUUUCUGCGCUACCGACCCCUCAUCCUGGACCAGUGGCAGCAUGUGGAGCUGUCGGAUGGCACUGCACACACCAUCACGGAUGCCUACGCUGGGAAGGAGUACAUCAUCCAGGUGGCAGCCAAGGACAACGAGAUAGGGACAUGGAGCGACUGGAGCGUGGCUGCCCACGCCACGCCCUGGACGGAGGAGCCGCGACACCUCACCACCGAGGCGCAGGCCCCGGAGACCACGACCAGCACCACCAGCUCACUGGCACCCCCGCCCACCACGAAGAUCUGUGACCCCGGGGAGCUGGGCAGCGGCGGAGGGUCCUCCACACCCUCCUUGGUCCGUGUCCCUGUCACUCUGGCCCUGGCUGCCGCUGCCACCGCUGCCAGCAGUCUCCUGGUCUGGACCCUGUGAGAACUCCCGGAGCACCUGAGGGGCAGGAGGCCGGAGCGGAGCCCGCAGAGCCCGGUUUCUAUUUUGCACACGGGCAGGAGGACCUUUGCAUUCUCUUCAGACAAUUUGUGGAGACCCCGCGGGCCGGGCCUGCCACCCUGAGCCCGGACACGCCGAGCGGCCGCCUCCCUCUCAGAAGGAGGACCAUGCAGCUGACCCACCCACCAAAGACCCCCCUGCCCUGCCCCCCUGGGCUGGACCCUCCAACGCCAGCGACCCCCAGGAGCCCCUGGGGGGCCUGAGGGGAGCCCCUCACACCCACAGUUUCUCCUCCUGCCCCCGCCUCCUGUCUGUCCCAGGGUCUCUGUUGCCACCAUCAGAUUAUAAGCUCCUGACGCUGGGGGGCCCAGCCGUCCCCUCCCCCAGUGCCUCACUCUUCGGCCCCCUCACACCUGCCCGUUUUGUAUGCCCGCUCCUGACUGCCCUGCCCACAGUAUUUAAUGCCCCGUCAGCCCCUUCUAGUCUGACUCAGUGGUAACUUGCUGUAUUUGAAUU
Chinchilla lanigera (long-tailed chinchilla) is the source of this 1744-nucleotide messenger RNA. It is a transcript of the gene Cntfr, whose product is annotated as ciliary neurotrophic factor receptor. The record is from RefSeq and is a predicted model, not a curated record. NCBI's taxonomy places the organism in Eukaryota, Metazoa, Chordata, Mammalia, Rodentia, Chinchillidae. Gene Ontology annotation, cellular component: CNTFR-CLCF1 complex; ciliary neurotrophic factor receptor complex; external side of plasma membrane. Gene Ontology annotation, molecular function: ciliary neurotrophic factor receptor activity; cytokine binding. Gene Ontology annotation, biological process: cytokine-mediated signaling pathway.